Impatiens glandulifera is the source of this 2983-nucleotide messenger RNA. RefSeq names its product serine/threonine-protein kinase-like protein CCR1. The record is from RefSeq and is a predicted model, not a curated record. The coding region runs from base 304 to 2646 and encodes 780 amino acids. Gene Ontology annotation, molecular function: protein kinase activity; ATP binding; protein binding. The transcript has a single exon. NCBI's taxonomy places the organism in Eukaryota, Viridiplantae, Streptophyta, Magnoliopsida, Ericales, Balsaminaceae. Gene Ontology annotation, biological process: protein phosphorylation.
ACCAGUGCUGUCGGCCAAAUUUUUUUAUUAAUUGUUUCUUAGAAAGGUAUCAAUCGCUGAUCUUGACAUUGAUCAAUCGCUGCCAUUCCAAAACAAGCAACAUUUCUUUUUCUUCUUCGACGACGACGACUUCUUUCUAAUCAGAUUAUUUUGCAGAAGUUCUUAAACAAAUUAAUGGAUUCAAGACUAAGUUAAAACCACGAAUCAAAAUGGAGACACUACCCACGUUCUUUAAAUUAGUAUGCACGAAACUUCCACUAUGUUAACUCCUCCAAAGAAUUUUCAAGAUUCAAUUAGUUAUCAAUGAAGGAAAACCACGAAACUCAUUAUGGGUUCUGUCUGAUCAUCAAUAUCAUCUGUCUAUCCUUCAUCAAAUGGGCAUCUGGGUUCGGAUCAAUGGGACCUCUUUCAGGAACAUUUGGGGACAAAAGUUUCUUCUGCGCCAUUGAUGCUAGUGGAAAACAAGAACUCAUCUGUUGGGGAAAAAACUCAACUUCAAAGAUGAACACUUCAUCUUCUUCAAACCCAUCUGCAUCUCUGUUUUUCUCUGCUACUAUUCCUCCUAUGGCGGCUCUUUCCGGUGGGUAUGGUUUCAUGUGCGGUAUUCUAGCGAACACAUCUCAGGCGUAUUGUUGGGAUUCAGAUGGAACGAGUACGGAUCUAAUUCCUUCAACGUUUCAAACCACAGCUUAUUCUCAUAUUGCAGCAGGUAAAGAUCAUGUUUGUGCAGUUAGAGGAUCUUAUUUCUCUGAGAAUGAUUUAGGUACAGUUGAUUGUUGGGAUAUAUUUCCUAAAUCAAACAAUAGUUUUGGGUCAAAACAGAGUUAUCUUUUUCAUGAUUCUAUAAUCAGUAAUCUUGUUUUGAAGAAUGUUGUUUCCGGCGAUGGGUUUAGUUGUGGAUCGGUUAGAGAAGGUGGGUUUGUUUGUUGGGGACCAAAUUCAUCUAGAUUGAAUGUUUCAAAUGUAUCCGACAAUUUCCUUUCGUUUGCUUCUGGAUUAGAUUCUCUUUGUGGAGUUUCUGAAACUUCCGGUCAAGUUAACUGUUGGGGGAAUAACAUUUCAUUUCUUUCUUCUUCGAUUGGAUUACAUUCACAAUCAGAAUCACAGUUCAUAUCAAUGACAUCCGGUUCUCAACAUUUCUGUGGGAUUCGACAAGAUAAUCAUGGGAUUGAAUGUUGGGGGAAUUUCAAUUCAUCAUCCGUCCCAAAAGGUCCUGGCUUUUUCGCGAUUGCUUCUUCCGAUGUCAUUACAUGCGGUAUCAGGGAAGAAGAUUUAGUUCUUGAUUGUUGGUUCAUGAAUGCAUCUUCUCAACCGGAGUACGAUCCGCCAUUACAGCUCUGCAGUCCUGGAUUAUGUCAGCCUGGUUCUUGCGGCGGAGAUAUGUUCGCUUUCAAUGCCAGCAAUCUAAAUGAACAAGAUUUAACGAGUUUAUGCAUUCGAAAGGAUUUAAAGAUGUGUUAUCCUUGUGGGUUUAAUUGCUCAGAUGGGUAUUUUCUUUCAAGUUCUUGUUCUGAGAAUUCCGACAGAGUAUGCACAGCUUGUUCACUUUGUCAAAACAGUUCAUGUUGGGAUGUUUGCGGUCUUCUUCCAUCAAAUUCAAUAAUUUCUCAACAAAAACACAUGUCUCCUCAAUUACACAGAUUAUUACUCAUCAUAAUCGUAUCGUCUUCAUUCGGACUCGCUUUGGUUCUAACCGGUCUGCGUUUUUGUGUCGUCAAAAACAGAGACCCGAACGCUAAAAAGUUCGGGUCCUGCAUUAGAAACGAGCCAGAAAACAAACCAAACAUCGAUCAUAUACCCUCCCCGGUGUCCCAAUUCCCCGGAAUUGCUCAAGUUUUUCGCCUUUCAGAGCUAAAGGACGCGACAAACGGGUUCAAGGAAUUCAAUGAACUUGGACGAGGAAGUUAUGGUUUUGUCUAUAAAGCAGUCCUCGCGGAUGGAAAGAUUGUCGCGGUGAAAAGAGCGAAUGCAGCCACGAUAAUCCACACCAACAGCCGAGAAUUUGAGACAGAACUCGAGAUCCUCUGCAAUGCUCGCCACAACAAUAUCGUAAACUUACUUGGUUAUUGCACCGAAAUGGGAGAAAGGAUACUUGUUUACGAAUUCAUGCCAAAUGGGACACUAAACGAUCAUCUCCACAACGGUUUGUCUCCUCUAAAUUGGAGUCUAAGGUUGAAAAUAGCAUUGCAGGCCGCGAAAGGACUUGAAUACCUUCACAACGACGCGAUCCCGCCUAUUGUUCAUCGCCAUUUUAAAACCGCAAACGUUUUUCUCGAUGCUGAAUGGAACGCCAGGGUGGCGGACUUCGGACUCAUUGCCCCGAGUGAGAAGGAUCUUAGUGGAGAUGUUCGGGAUGAUGUGUAUAAUUUUGGGAUUGUGCUUCUUGAGAUUCUUAGCGGAAGGAAAGCUUACGAUAGAGAAUGCACUCCCCCGAGUAUUAUCGAUUGGGCACUUCCGAUAAUUAGUCGAGGGAGAGCAGCCGCCCUAAUCGAUAGGUAUACCGCACUUCCGAGAAAUGUGGAGCCUUUACUCAAACUUGUUGAUUUAGCCGAGCUCUUGUUAAAGGAGAAUCCUAGUGAACGUCCGAAUAUGUCGGAUGCUGUACUUGUGUUGGAACAACUUGUCAAGGAUGGGCUGAUCUUAUAAUAUUUCGGAAAUAGAUUGAUAUUUUUUGCAACACGGUUUGUCAAAUAAUGAUUUUCACAGGCGAAGAAGCUAUCGAUACCGAUACCGAUGACUAAGGUUAUUGGCCGAGGCAAUUGUACAUUUGGAUGUGAGCUUCUUGUACAUUAUAUUGAGUACAACAUUUUGUUUUCUAUUCUUGUAUUAAUUUCAAAUUCAAUUUCUCUUUAGGAAAUGCCUUCUUUUUAUCAUUUUAGUUUGUGCAAAGAACUUGCUAGGGUGAUUGAUAGUUUAAGUGUGGGUGGAUAAUCUUUUGUAUGUGUGGUGUAUGAAGAAUAAAUUGUUGAUGCAAAUGUAAAAG